CUAUGUUAUUUGUCUGUGUGCUUGGCAGGUUGACGUGUCGUGUGUUGCAGGUUGUGUUUGCGCAAGAAAUUUAUAUGUAAUUUGCCCGCUUUGGAUCUCUGUGAAUUACAUUUUUGCGAGCAUGUUAACAAAAUUUGAAACAAAGUCAGCUCGUGUGAAGGGACUGUCAUUUCAUCCUAAACGUCCAUGGGUUCUAUCAAGCUUACACAAUGGAGUGAUUCAGUUGUGGGACUACAGAAUGUGCACCCUGUUGGACAAGUUUGAUGAACAUGAUGGUCCAGUUCGGGGAAUCUGCUUCCAUAAUCAGCAACCACUCUUUGUGUCUGGGGGAGAUGAUUAUAAAAUCAAGGUGUGGAAUUAUAAACAGAGACGAUGUAUCUUCACAUUGCUUGGUCAUUUGGAUUACAUCCGAACCACAAUGUUUCAUCAUGAAUAUCCAUGGAUAUUGAGUGCAUCAGAUGACCAGACAAUCCGCAUCUGGAACUGGCAGAGUCGUACAUGCAUCUGUGUACUUACUGGGCAUAACCACUAUGUAAUGUGUGCCCAGUUUCAUCCUAGUGAUGAUAUUGUGGUGUCUGCCUCGCUUGAUCAGACCGUGCGAGUGUGGGACAUUUCAGGUAUAGCCAACAAUCUGGAAGGCCUUCGGAAGAAGAAUGUGGCACCAGGACCAGGAGGCUUGGAUGAGCAUCUCAAGAACCCGGGAGCAACAGACUUGUUUGGGCAAGCAGAUGCUGUUGUGAAACAUGUAUUAGAGGGCCAUGAUAGAGGGGUGAACUGGGCCUGCUUUCACCCAACCCUUCCUCUGAUUGUCUCAGGUGCAGAUGACAGGCAGAUAAAGCUGUGGAGAAUGAAUGAAGCAAAAGCUUGGGAAGUGGACACAUGCCGUGGGCACUAUAAUAAUGUUUCAUGUGUACUAUUUCAUCCCCGUCAAGAACUCAUUCUCUCCAACUCUGAAGACAAGAGCAUACGUGUGUGGGACAUGAGCAAACGCACUUGCCUGCACACAUUCAGAAGAGAACAUGAACGUUUCUGGGUAUUAGCUGCUCACCCAUCUCUGAAUCUGUUUGCUGCAGGCCAUGAUUCUGGCAUGAUUAUAUUCAAGUUGGAGAGGGAACGUCCAGCAUAUGCUGUCCAUGGAAACUUAUUGUAUUAUGUGAAAGAUCGAUUCCUCCGCAAACUAGAUUUUACCACAUCCAAGGAUACAGCUGUAAUGCAGCUUAGAGGUGGUGGCCGCACACCUGUGCACAGUAUGUCGUACAAUCCAGCAGAGAACUCUGUUUUAUUGUGUACAAGGACCAGUAAUGUGGAGAACAGCUCAUACGACCUGUAUGGCAUUCCCAAAGACUCAGACAGCCAAAAUCCUGAAUCUCCAGAAAGCAAGCGUUCCUCAGGCGUUACAGCCAUAUGGGUAGCAAGGAAUCGCUUUGCAGUUCUAGACCGCACGCAUUCGUUGAUGAUAAAAAAUCUGAAAAAUGAAGUGACUAAAAAAGUUCAGACUCCAAACUGUGAUGAAAUUUUCUAUGCUGGAACAGGAAUGCUACUGCUGAGAGAUUCAGAUGGAGUAACCUUGUUUGAUGUUCAACAGAAGAGAACUCUAGCACAGGUGAAGAUUGGCAAAUGUCGGUAUGUUGUGUGGUCAGCUGACAUGUCUCAUGUAGCUCUAUUAGCUAAACAUACUGUCAACAUCUGCAACCGUCGACUUGAAUCGCUCUGCUCAAUUCAUGAGAACACACGUGUGAAGUCAGGAGCUUGGGAUGAUAGUGGAGUUUUCAUUUACACUACAAGCAAUCACAUCAAAUAUGCCAUCUCCAAUGGAGAUCACGGAAUAAUCCGCACACUGGAUCUUCCAAUAUACAUCACACGUGUGAAGGGCAACCAGGUAUUCUGUCUGGACCGUGAGUGCAAGCCACGCAUUCUCAGCAUUGAUCCUACAGAAUUCAAGUUCAAAUUGGCACUCAUUAAUCGUAAAUAUGAUGAAGUGCUUCAUAUGGUACGUAAUGCUCGUCUGGUGGGACAGUCCAUUAUUGCGUACCUGCAGCAGAAGGGUUACCCAGAAGUAGCUUUGCAUUUUGUGAAGGAAGAAAAGACCCGUUUCAGUCUUGCUCUUGAAUGUGGCAACAUUGAAGUUGCUCUGGAAGCUGCGCGGGCCCUUGAUGACAAAGCCUGUUGGGAAAGGCUGGGACAGGCUGCCCUAAUGCAGGGAAAUCAUCAAGUUGUAGAAAUGUGCUACCAGCGAACAAAGAACUUUGACAAGCUUUCAUUCUUGUACCUAAUAACGGGGAAUUUGGAUAAGCUGCGCAAGAUGAUGAGGAUUGCAGAAAUAAGGAAGGACAUAUCCGGCCAAUAUCAGGGAGCCUUGUUCCUGGGUAAUGUGUCGGAAAGAGUAAAAAUUCUGGGGAAUUGUGACCAGCACUCACUAAGUUAUCUGACUGCAGAGGUGCAUGGACUUUCAGACCCACAGUCCACAGUGAAAGAGACUAACAUUCCACCUGUAAGACCAAAUGCCAAGCUUCUCAAACCCCCUGUACCAGUAAUGCAGGCAGAGACGAACUGGCCCCUUCUUACAGUAUCAAAGGGAUUCUUUGAGGGUGCAGCAAUGGCACGGGGGAAGAACAGUGCAGUGAGUACUGUACUGGUUCCAAAUCCUGUAGAGGACACCACCCCAGAAGGCUGGGGAGUUGAUGCUGAACUAGGACUGGAUGAAGAUGGUCUUGGUGCAGACGAGGAACGUGAACUUGGAUCUGCUGAACCAGAAGGUGGUGGUUGGGAUGUGGGAGAUGAGGAUCUGGUGCUGCCCCCUGAAUUGGAGAAUUCAGUUGUACCAGGGGCAGAUGAUGGUUACUUUGUUCCACCAACAAAGGGACUCUCUCAGCUGCAGGUGUGGGUGAACAACUCACAGCUACCUGUUGAUCAUAUCCUUGCUGGAUCAUUUGAGUCUGCGUUCAGGUUGCUUCAUGAACAAGUUGGUGUGGUGGAUUUCAGGCCAUACCGUACACUUUUUCUCAGUAUAUUUUCUAGUUCACGUACAUCAUACACAGCUCUCCCAUCCCUUUCACCACUAUAUUGCUACCCGCACCGCAACUGGAAGGAUGCAGGUCCUAAAGGUGGAAAACCAGCCAUUGGUCUCAAACUGGCAGACCUGGUUCAAAGGUUACAGGUUUGUUACCAGCUGACAACAGGUGGGAAGUUCAGUGAAGCUAUUGAGAAGUUACAUGCCCUGGUUCUGAGCAUUACGCUCCUGGUUGUAGAAACUCGUCAGGAAAUUACAGAGGCACAGCAGCUGCUUCAUAUCUGCAAAGAAUACAUUCUAGGACUGAAAAUGGAGACAGCAAGAAAGGAAUUGCCUAAAGCCACUUUAGAGGAUCAAAAACGCCUGUGUGAGAUGGCAGCUUAUUUUACACACUGCAACCUCCAGCCUGUACAUCAGAUCCUUACUCUCCGCACAGCAUUAAACCUUUUCUUCAAACUGAAGAAUUACAAGACUGCAGCAUCAUUUGCGCGGCGCUUGUUGGAACAAGGUCCUCGCCAGGAAGUGGCCCAGCAAGCUAGGAAAAUACUGCAGGCCUGUGAUAAGAAUCUUGUAGAUGAACAUCAACUGCAGUAUGAUGAGCACAACCCAUUUGCAAUUUGUGGGCGGACAUAUCGUCCCAUCUAUCGUGGGAAAGCAGAGGAGAAGUGCCCACUAUGUGGAGCAAGUUACAUGCCCCAAUUCAAGGGAACAGUGUGUGCAAUAUGUAUGGUAGCUGAAGUUGGUAAAGACACAGUUGGACUGCGCAUCAGCCCUCUUCAAUUUCGUUAAUCCUGUGUAAUCAUUAGUAUCUGUUGGUACUAUGGCAACACUGAUGGAGUCUUGACAACUGAAAAUACUCCAGAUUUGGUUUAUUUUAUACUUAAUGCAGAUUCAAAUUAAUUUCUAUGAAUUCAGCAAUGAAAAACAACCUGCUAAUGUUGUCAUGUAUGUAUGCACACAGUAUUGUUGUUCUGGUUGAGUUUUUGAUUAAAUUUGACAUUCUUGUAAGCCCUUACUGAAAUUUAAAUUAAAUAUACAUGCAGUAAAGUUGCAAGGUUAGACUAAUGUUAUAUGCUUGGACUUAUCAUGGAUAUCAACAGGGACAUUAGUAAUAAAAUAGCAGUGGACCCCAGA
This is a messenger RNA of Cryptotermes secundus, 4144 nucleotides long. RefSeq names its product coatomer subunit alpha (gene alphaCOP). Lineage: Eukaryota; Metazoa; Arthropoda; Insecta; Blattodea; Kalotermitidae. The record is from RefSeq and is a predicted model, not a curated record. The transcript has 19 exons. Bases 122 to 3799 code for a protein of 1225 amino acids. Gene Ontology annotation, cellular component: COPI vesicle coat. Gene Ontology annotation, biological process: intracellular protein transport; retrograde vesicle-mediated transport, Golgi to endoplasmic reticulum; intra-Golgi vesicle-mediated transport. Gene Ontology annotation, molecular function: structural molecule activity; protein binding.